GCCUGUUACCAAGGUCAGAGGUAGUGAGGGACACACACAAAUCCAGUCUGUCUUAGAGGAUUCUAGUUUUUCAUGAAUUCCAGUUAGCCCCUGCAGGUUCCAAGCCUGUACUUGCUUUUAUCCAGGUCUAGCUUUCUACCCUGACUGCCAUUCUGUCUGACCUAUGGUGACUUCACAUUCAACACUAGAAUCAAAGACCGCAAACAGCUUUGAACAGACUUCUCAAUGAGCUCCCACAAUCAUGUAAGGUCUGAUGCCUCAUUCUCCAAUAGAACUUCUGUGAUGAUGGAAAUGUUUUGUAUAUGAGCUGCCCAACGAUAGCCACUAGUCACAUGCAUGUGGCUAUCGAGCACUUGAAGUGUACCUAGUGCAACCGAGAAACUACAUUUUUACUCUCAGUUCAUUUUAAUUCAUUUACAUUGCCACAUGUGGCUAGUGGCUACUAUGUUGAACAGCACAGAUCUGGUGCCUAACAAUAAAUCUGUCAUUCUUCAUCACUUAUAGUGGUUCUUUUUCUCUGGUUGAAUCCUGACUGGUGACUACAUGGGGAAAGAACAUGUAGACUGAAAGCCAUAGGUAUGCUAGGAACGAAGGGCUGGAGAACAGAAGGAGGUGGGUCCUGAGAGGCCCACCUACCUGUGACUGCUGAACUCCUUAUUCGAGAAAAAUAGACUCCCUGUGAACUUGUCCUUUGGGAGCCCCAUCUCCAUUUCAAUUCCCAGACCAAGUAUCAAGGUGAGCUAACAUAUUCAUGGCGAGCAAGCAGGCUGUGGUAAGAUGUGUUCUUCAACAGGUAAUUUUUUCUUUCUUCCACUGUGAGGACUUUUUCCCCUUGCCUGUUCCCUAUGCAGAUCCUUCCACCUCCCAGUCUUCCUCCCGUCCCCAAGUGACUAUGACCUUCCUCACAGAAUAGAAUUACCCCUUUUCGACCAUCAAACUGGAUUUUUUUGUUGUUGUUUUAAACACCAGCCCAUUUUCAGGAGUCUGCAACUGUGACACGUUUGUCAGCCCUAGUUUCUUUAACUUAGUAAUACACUUUACCAGGAAUGGGUCUUUCCAAAUGUGCUCUGCACAGUUAACAUGAAAAGAUUAAUCCUGAGCAACAUUUUCUCUCAGGGCCGAUCUUGAGUGCAGAGCCGCCGUGCGGUGCUUUCCGGCUGUGUUCACAAACACAAUUCCACACAUCAGGAACAUUUCUCUUUUUUCUUUUCAUUCUUGCUUGCUUGCUGAAACGAGUGGUUAGCCGUUCUGGUGUUGACACAGGAAAAGGCGAAAUGCUGGCAACCGAAUCAAAGCCGACAAUGCAACAGGCAGCUCAGCGGCGCGCCUGGUUCGGUUCCUCACACCCACCAGGCGUACUUUCAACUUCCUCCCAAUUUUGGUCCCGGCCCCUUGGCUUAUCUUCCUGAGAAUGUUAAAAGAAAAGAAAAAAGAAAAAGAACACUGAUCUUACUGCAAGCUGUCUUUAGGGUCUGUUGUUCCCUUCUUAUGCACACGGCUGGGACUGGUCCUCCUAACUUCUCCAUUGUCUGGUGAGUCACUCUUGCUUUCCCGUUUUCGCCUUCCGUGAAUUCUGCGCACACCCCACAAGUGCCCCGCUCUCGCUCCCAGCGCUCCGCCUGGGCUCAACGCUUCCUAGCCGUGCGGCUUCCAGCACCCACUCCCCAGGGUUUGGGUGGGAGCGGGGCCACAGCGCAGCUCCAGCCCAGCGCCCGCGGGGCCGGGCCGGGCCGGCGUUCGGGGUCGGGGCCGUCUCCUCCCCUCUCCCCGCUGAGGACCUUGCAGUGAACUCGCAGUGCCCCCACGGGGUGGGACGCGCGCGUCCCAUCUCUGGGGCGGCUUGCGGGCGCUAGCCCUGGGGACGGUGACUCCGCUUCUGAGUCCGUCCCCAGGCGGGUGCGGAGUGGUGGCGGCCGCCCCCUGGGCGCGGGGCCGUGGCCGAGAGGAGCCCGGAUCGGCAGAGGAGCCCUGAGCGCCGCCCGGAUGCUGCAGCCUAGUGGCCUCUCCCGGAGCGACGCGAGCCCUGGGGCCGAGCCUGCCCUGGGCGCGCUGGGGGCCGGAAGGGGGCUCUGGACUUGGAUCCCUCCCCCUUUCCCUCUGCGUGCGGGAGCGCUCUCAGACCCUCCUCCUCCCAGGUACGAGCCGGGAGAGGAGGGCGCCGCUCUCCUGCCGGCGCUCCACCAUGGGCAAUAUCUCCAAUGACUCCUGGCCCGAGGACUGCGGGUCCCGGCAGUGGCUCCCCUCCGGCGAAAGCCCGGCCAUCAGCUCGGUGAUGUUCUCGGCCGGGGUGCUGGGGAACCUCAUCGCUCUGGCGCUGCUGGCGCGCCGCUGGCGGGGGGACGCGGGACGCAGCGCGGGACGCGGGAACUCGGUCUCCUUGUUCCACGUGCUGGUGACAGAGCUGGUGUUCACCGACCUGCUUGGGACCUGCCUCAUCAGCCCGGUGGUGCUGGCUUCCUACGCUCGGAACCAGACCCUGGUGGCUCUGGCGCCUGAGAGCCGUGCGUGCACCUACUUCGCCUUCGCCAUGACCUUCUUCAGCCUGGCCACGAUGCUCAUGCUCUUCGCCAUGGCCCUGGAGCGCUACCUGUCCAUCGGGCACCCCUACUUCUACCAGCGUCGUGUCACGCGCCGCAGCGGCCUGGCAGUGCUGCCCACCAUCUACGCCGUCUCCCUACUCUUUUGCUCGCUGCCGUUGCUGAACUACGGGCAGUACGUCCAGUACUGCCCCGGGACGUGGUGCUUCAUCGAGCACGGCCAGACUACGUACCUGCAGUUGUAUGCCACCCUGCUGCUCCUCCUCAUCGUCGCGGUGCUCGCCUGCAACUUCAGCGUCAUCCUCAACCUCAUCCGCAUGCACCGUCGGAGCAGGAGAAGCCGCUGCGGGCCCUCCUUGGGCAGCUGCCGGGACGCCCCUGGGGCCCGCAGGAGAGGGGAAAGGCUGUCCAUGGCGGAGGAGACAGACCACCUCAUUCUCCUGGCUAUUAUGACCAUCACCUUUGCUGUGUGCUCCUUGCCUUUCACAAUUUUUGCAUACAUGAAUGAAACCUCUUCCCGAAAAGAAAAGUGGGACCUCCAAGCUCUUAGAUUUUUAUCCAUCAAUUCAAUAAUUGACCCUUGGGUCUUUGCCAUCCUUCGGCCUCCUGUUCUGAGACUAAUGCGUUCAGUCCUGUGUUGUCGGGUUUCAUUAAGAACACAAGAUGCAGCACAGACUUCCUGUUCUAUACAGUCAAAUGCCAGUAAAUAGAUUGACCUUUGUGGACAGUAGUUAAGAAGUGCUUAGUUAGCCAGCAUCUGGAAGAUCAUUUUGAAAUGGCUCCUUGGAGAAAUGAAAAAAGUUAGUUUAUAAACAAAGUGAAGCUACCCUAAUAAAACGGAGUAAACAAACGUUUCAGCAGCAGUUUGUGUUAUAGAGGUGCUGACAAGGCACUUCACAGAAGGUGUCAGGAGAAUACAUAAAAGCUGCCCUCGAUGAGCAUGUUACAUGGCCUUUGAGAAAAAACCAACUGCAUUUAGGAUCCGGUUGCCUUUUGAUUUAAGCUUUCCUGUUGAAUGAGAGCAUAUGUGGUUUUGUAAUUUGUUUAAAACCCUAAGUAGUUACUGUGUGUUCGAUUUCAAUCAUCUAUGCUACUGCCGCUGUAAACAUACGGUGCACAGUCAGGCCAGAGAAAACUUCACAUGUGUUCUCUACGACGUCCAUACGAGGAAGCAACCACGCCUGGUGUCUUGUGAUUGCUUAAGAAACCCUUUGUUUGGCCAGUGAAUUUGGAAAUCACAGGCACUUUGUAGUGUCGUAUUUGUGCACGUGGGAGGACUCCCUCGUCACUACAGUAUUAUGCGUGGAAGAGUAAGUAAGCUCAGCUGGUUAACGUCACCUUCUCACUACUCCUCCGGAAGCUGGGUGUCAAAGUAUCGGGUUAUUUAUUUUAUAAUGUCCGUUGUGCCGACAGUAAUGAAGAACACUUUCGGAAUUUUCCUCUCAACAAGAAAUAAUAGGCUAUUGAGAGAGUUAAUUCUGAUUAAUAUUCUUCAUUCUAUUUCCAGGGAGAGGCUAUGGGGCUCUGUCUGCAACCAUGUAUUAGAAUUAAGAAUGGAAAAAUCUGAUCAAUUCUCAGUAAACCCUGAAACUCUUCUAAGGCUCAUGCUGAGGCUGUGACUAACAUCUACUUUAUAAGGUGACUGUUGUAGCAAAACUCAUGCAUCUAAGUUUUUAUCCAGGAAACAUGGUUUGACUCAUACUAUAUAGGAAAUAAUGCAACAGUGAGUCAUAUCUUAAUAUGUUUCUAAAUCUAAAUGUUUGCCAUGGUAUAAAAAUAUACCAGCAUUAAAAUAUUUCAGCAAAUUUGCACUGCUUAAUCAUCUUAGUUCCUGCAUAAACUCAUCUGAAAUGUCACAGAAAUAAACUAUGAAACAAAAAUUUAGAAAUGGAAGAGUGUUGAGUUCCCCCAAAUAACAGUUUAUAGAGUAGAUAUAUUUUUUAGUGAGAUAAAAGUGGAAAAAUUAUAUUUAUUUUGGCAAGUUUUUAGAAGUAUGGUUUCAUUGUAAUUUAAAUGUUAAAAUAGUCAGUAUAGUACUUGGUAUUCGAGUCUUUUUUUUCCUUACAGCAUGAUCUUCAGAAUAGUAGAAACACCUUAUUUAUUUAUUUAUUUUGCAGUGUGUUAUUACAGGAUAGCUAUUAUAAAAAACCAAAAAGGGGAUGUCAGUUUUUUCCAAGGUCUCGUUGAGUUGCUUACGCAAAACCAUUUCCUAUAAGUAGUUAUCAAACUAGGUGAUCACUUAAAGUGAUUCCAAACCAAUCUAGCAUCAGUAUAUUUUGACACAAUCUAUGUCAAAUCAGCUCUUAUUUUUAAAAGAAUAAAUAAAUGGUUUGCUUUCCUACUGAUUUAAACAAACCAGGCAAAAUUUAACUUAACUGAAAUCUGGACAUGUAAAUAAAUCUUCCCUGCAAACAAGUAUUCUGAAGUUAAGAAAUUGCUCUAAACAGGACUAAUAAUUAUACUCAUGGGUAAUUCCUAAACAUAAAAUUCUAACGUUACUUUGAAUAUGAAAGAUUGAUUUAUAAGAUGACUAUUUUUUCCUCCAAAUGAAACCAAAUGAAAAUGUUAACUACAGUCCUUCUCUUCACCUCACCAUCAACCCAAAAUUCUGAAAUAAUGCCUGAGAACCUUAAAAAACAAACAAAAAACAAGAAAAAGCAUAGUUGGACAUAGUAUCUCUAGUGGGAACAAAAUGAUUUACUCUGGGGGCCCAAUACAUAAAAGUUUAAGCCAUUUAUUUAAGAACUGGUAGAUUUCUAGAGCUUUGUUUCCUGAUGUACUCCUGUUCCUUGUACUGUAUUAAAUGGCUGAGUCCUGUUGUUCUGUUUGCACAUACACAGAAGGAAUUAAAUGUAAAAAUCCUGUGUAAUAGACAAUCACCUAUUAUUAAUGGCAAUUUAAAGGUAACAGAAAAAAUUAGAUGGGUAAAUAUUUCCUUUCUAAAAAUCCCAUCACAUCAGACAUAUCUGUUCACGUUUACUCAUUUUCAACUUAAAUGAAAAACACGGAGCUUAGCCUCGUAUGUCAGAGAAUUGAAUUGUGAUAAAAGAAGAUGCAGGUUUUAUUUGUUGUCCCCGACAGUCAUUGGGGUGAAAAGGGAAAAACUAUAGCGGAUUUUCACUUCAGAAUCCCAGCUCUGACGUUAGGCGUCCAGAAUUGGAUGGGCCAGAGUAGCCUGCUCUGAGCCAAAUCGUUCCCAGUUCCCUGUGGCCUCAGGUCAUGUUUCCCAAGAGGGAACUGGAAAAUUCUGGUACUAACUUACGGCCUUGAACAUCCAAAGAUCUGAUAGAAGAUACAGAAAGCCUCCAAAAGACCUGAAUCUCAAAGUGGUUUGGACCCAUGACAACGUAGAACCAGAACAAAGCUCUAGAAACUGCGCCAACCCAAAACCACCAUGCUGGCAGAGGCUGUAAGCCCUGAGCGGCAAGCAGGGAAAAUCCGAUCGGUAUCACUGCAGUCUCAGUGUAAUUCACUUACAUUCUUGGCACCCCUGUCUGCUCAUGUCGGUGCGCUUUGAAAGGGUUGUCCUAAUGUUCGUGUAAUGUCAGCUCUGAUUUGGAUCAAGAAAAAACCCAACAUAUUCAGGGGUAAACUUUAGUGUCAUUGAAACGCAGGGGAAAACAAUUAGCUUGCACUUAUGUAAAGAUUUAUUUCGUUUAGCCAAAUCUCAUGGUUUUCUGAAUUUAGGAAGAGCCCCCGCUUGAGCCAUUUACAGAUGGAGAUGCAGUCUUCUCUGCAAAUGAGAAGUUUGUAUGUGUGGACAUACAGUGCCUACGCAUGCAGGUGGUAUUACAACUUAAAUAUUGACGACUAUCUUCUGCCUCAUCAAACACUUAACUUCAUUGGAUUUCCUCUCUGAGUACACGUUUAUAAAUACCUCCAAUCACCUAACAGCAUUAUAAUUGAUUUUUUAAUUUACAAAGCAUUGUGAUCAACUUAAGUACACACUGUGGAAAUAAAUGUUAUUCUAGCAGCUCACUAAAGUUAUAGUCUAUACAGGGGACCAAAGUCAUGUAUUGGGCAUUAAUUUUCUAUUUCAGAAAGUUACUCUUUUUUUGGUGUUUUGUUGGUAUCUUUCACAAUUCCUUUCAUUGUUAAGUACAUUUUCUUGAAUUACAUUUUGUAUUCCCUCUAAAAUGAAUGUACUAUUAAAGUUCAGUUGGGGUGGUUUAA
This is a messenger RNA of Neofelis nebulosa (Clouded leopard), 6710 nucleotides long. RefSeq names its product prostaglandin E receptor 2 (gene PTGER2). NCBI's taxonomy places the organism in Eukaryota, Metazoa, Chordata, Mammalia, Carnivora, Felidae. The transcript has 2 exons. The record is from RefSeq and is a predicted model, not a curated record. Bases 2183 to 3247 code for a protein of 354 amino acids. Gene Ontology annotation, cellular component: plasma membrane. Gene Ontology annotation, biological process: positive regulation of cytosolic calcium ion concentration; inflammatory response; adenylate cyclase-activating G protein-coupled receptor signaling pathway. Gene Ontology annotation, molecular function: prostaglandin E receptor activity.